This is a messenger RNA of Neoarius graeffei (lesser salmon catfish), 1785 nucleotides long. RefSeq names its product E3 ubiquitin-protein ligase TRIM39-like. The coding region runs from base 91 to 1758 and encodes 555 amino acids. The record is from RefSeq and is a predicted model, not a curated record. Gene Ontology annotation, molecular function: protein binding; zinc ion binding. The transcript is spliced from 7 exons. NCBI's taxonomy places the organism in Eukaryota, Metazoa, Chordata, Actinopteri, Siluriformes, Ariidae.
AGUUUUUAUCCAAGUGACUAAAUCUGCUGAAGGUAAAUUCUGAGGGAGCAAGGAAAAAGAAAGGGAAACAAAGGACAGGGAAGGAGAGUCAUGGCUUCCUUUAGCAGUCUCUUAUACGAAGAGCAGCUCCAGUGCUCCAUCUGUCUGGAUGUGUUCACUGAUCCAGUCUCGACUCCAUGUGGACACAACUUCUGUAAGAUCUGUCUUAAAGACUUCUGGGACAACAGUUCACAUUACCAGUGUCCAAUGUGCAUUGCGGAUUUCCCCAAAAGACCUGAUCUCUGUGUGAAUACUUUCAUUUCUGAACUGAGUGCUCAGUUUAAGAUGUCAGCUCAGGUGAAGUCCAGCAGCGCUGCAGAUCAGCCUUCAUACCUAAAACCUAAAGGGGUUCUGUGUGACUCCUGCACUAAGGAAAAGCUCGAGGCUCUCAGGUCCUGUCUGGACUGUGGAGUCUCUUUAUGUAUUACUCAUCUGAUGCCUCAUAAAAGUACAGCUAAAUUAAAUAAACACAAACUGAUCGAGCCUGUGGAGAACCUGGAGGACUACAUCUGUCAGAAACAUGAGAGACCCCUGGAGCUGUUCUGUAGAGACGACCAGAUGUGUGUGUGUCAGUUCUGUAUUUUGGGAGACCACAAGAAUCACACCAAUGUUCGUAUGGAGGAGGAAAGUCAAGAGAAGAAGAGUCACCUCGUGGAGACACAGAAACAUGUUCAGAAGAUGAUCCAGAACCGACAGCAUAAGAUUGAGGAACUCAAACAGUCUGCUGAACUCAAUAAAAAACACACAGACAAGGAAAAAACAGAAAGUGUGAAGAUGUUCAGUGCCCUGAUGCGCUGUAUUGAAAGAAGCCAGGUUGACCUGUUGAAGGUAAUAGAAGAAAAGCAGAAAGCAACCGAGAGGCAAACAGAACUGUUCAUUCAAGAGCUGGAGCAGGAAAUCAAUGAACUAAAGAAGAAAAACAAUGAGAUGGAGCAGCUCUUACAUACACAGGAUCACAUCAAGUUCCUACAGAGUUACCCAUUUCUUCAUGGACCUUUACACAAUAACAAUUGGAAUAAUCUCAGAAAUAAAUCUGACCUGAGGAUGGAGACACUGAGGAGAGCUCUGUGUCAGCUUCAGGAGUCUCUCAAUGAGGAGAUUAAAAAGCUUCCAGAGACUGAACUGAAGAUAUUUCAACAAUAUGCAGUGGAAGUGACUCUGGAUCCUGACACAGCAAAUCCUAAACUUAUGCUGUCUAAUAAUAGGAAACAAGUGAGAUAUAGCAACAAAAGACAGAAUGUUCCUGAUAACCCAGAGAGGUUUAAGCGUUGUGUCAAUGUGCUGGGAAAGGAGGGAUUCUCCUCAGGGAGAUUUUACUAUGAUGUGCAGGUCCGAGGGAAAACAGCUUGGGAUUUGGGAGUGGCCCGAGAGUCCAUUAACAGGAAGGGGGAAAUUAUGUUCAGUCCAAAGAAUGGAUACUGGAUUUUGAUGCUGAGAAAUAAGACUGAAUAUAAGGCUUGUGAAUCUCCCCUCGUCCCCCUGAGACUGAAACAGGCUCCUCAGAAGGUUGGGGUGUUUGUGGAUUAUGAAGGAGGUUUGGUCUCCUUCUAUGAUGUUGAGGCCAAGUCUCAUAUUUACUCUUUCACUGGUCAGACUUUCACUGAGAAACUCUAUCCAUUCUUCAGCCCUUGUCUUAGUAAUGGUGGUAAAAACUCAGCACCGCUGAUCAUCAUGUCUAUUGAACAUUAUUUUCCCACAGAAGCCAGCUUCACAGAAUAAGAAGAAAAACCAAUACCUUCUGGAAUU